AUGGGCUGGAAGCAGAGUGUGGUCGAGCUUCUGUUGAGGCAAGGCAUCGUGCUAAAGAGAAUUCAGUGUGACAAAGCUGCUCACUGCUCAGCCAUCAUAAUGAGGAAAGGAGAUAUGGAGAGUGGAGGCUGUCUGGGGGCAGGUGGGCCAGAUGGCUGGAGGCACAGGUACAUGUAAAGAUUUUUUUGGCAGUUGAGUGUAGCCUACUCAGAUCACAUUUCUCUGAUUUCUUCCUGUUCUGUGUUGUCAAAGGAAGAUGCUCAAAUGAGCAAGCUGUCACAGUCAGCCACUACUCCAAGAGUGAAUGGAACAAGUGUCAUUCAUACUUAUGCACAUGCCAGGGGCUUACAGCAGGUUCCUCAGGUGUUGCCUGCUGGGCCUGGGGCAGGAGGCAAAGCUGUGCCUCCAAGCAAGCAAAGCCAAAAGAGCUCACCCAUCGAUCAAAAUAGUGAGGGAUACCAACAGCACAGAGAGCAGAACAAUAUGACUGAGAAAAAGAGCCUGUUAAAAAGCAAGCAGAAAGCUCAAGAUACACUGCAAAGAGUAAACCAGCUGAAAGCAGAGAAUGCAUGGUUGGAAGCCAAAAUUAAGUUGCUGACAAAGGAAUUAAGAGUACUGAAAGAUUUGUGUCUUGCACACGCACAUAGCCUCACAGACAACUUGCAGCCCACCAGCAUGGAACCUACAAAGACAAAUUUGGAUAACACAGGGCAGUAG
Messenger RNA from Mus pahari (shrew mouse), 717 nucleotides. RefSeq names its product CCAAT/enhancer-binding protein gamma-like. The record is from RefSeq and is a predicted model, not a curated record. Gene Ontology annotation, biological process: DNA-templated transcription; regulation of transcription by RNA polymerase II. Lineage: Eukaryota; Metazoa; Chordata; Mammalia; Rodentia; Muridae. The transcript is spliced from 3 exons. Gene Ontology annotation, molecular function: DNA-binding transcription factor activity, RNA polymerase II-specific; RNA polymerase II cis-regulatory region sequence-specific DNA binding.